AUGCCACCGCCGGCAGCCAAUGGGUCGCAGCGCCUCAAGUCCAAGACGGGCUGCCUCACGUGUCGGGCGCGCCGCAAGAAAUGUGGUGAAGAGCAGCCACAUUGCGUUGCAUGCCGCCGGAAUUAUCUCAUCUGCACUUGGCCGUCCACCGUCCAGCAUGAUUCCUCAUCGGCAUCCUCGUCGUCAGCAGACGCGGUGCAGCAGCAUCGGCCGCCACCCCAGAAACAGCAGCCCACCGCACUCGUGGCUGUGGGUCCAGCCAAAGCACAUGGAUCAGACAUACACCCACGGACCGCUAUUACCGGCACCAAACAAGUGCGUUGCUGGCCUCCGUACGGUAGCAGUGGUGCUAGUGUAUGCCCAGCGUUACCGAAUAGCACCAUGCUUGGGCUCCACAAAGAGAGCGAAAAGCACAUCUUCGACCACUACCUGAACGUAACAGCGACCGAGAUCGCCGGCCGCAUAUUACCUCUCAAUCCGUUUGUGAGCCACCUGGUGCCUGUGGCGUACCAGGAUACGCGCGUGGUCGCGUGUCUUCUGGCACUGAGUGGAGCUCAUCUGUCCACGUACAAGGAUGGCCGAUUCGAGCAUGAUGCACGCUCGUACUACGCCGUGACGCUGCGCGCCGUCAAGCACGGGCUGCUUGCCUGGAAGGAAGCGAGCACGCAGGAUCUCAUCAGCCUCUUCAUCGUCAUAUUGUCGCUUUGCUGGUUCGAGAGCCUGAUCAGCGAGCUAAACGGAAAUGUGUUUUAUCAUCUCCGGGCCAGUCGUACGGUGCUACUCGAGUUGAGGGCCCGAAACAGCCGCGAGCUGCAUGCAUCCUUGUUGGACCUGCUCACCGAGGUCUACGCCUUCUUGGCCAUCAGUGCAAACAUCACUAUCGGCACGGAUUUUCCGGUUAGCCGCUACGUUCCCUACGAUCCGUUUCUGGCUCCUGAGGCGCUCCUGUCUCUCAACUGGGGAAAUGACAUCCAUGGCGUUCUGUUUGGGUCCUCGCAUGAGCUGUUCGGUCUCAUCGUGCUGAUAACAGAGUCGGCGCGGUACCACAUGCGUAACCAUGACCCCGAGCGAAAAGCUGCGGAGAAAAGCGAGUAUGAAAGACGAAUCCUGGCGUGGGAGCACGUUCCCUCAGCAUCAAGCAAAGAAGAUGCCACGGAGCGGAUAGCAGGUCAAAUCAACCAGCAAGUCGUGCUUAUCUUUCUGUACACCACCUUUCACGAUUCCGUGAGGCCUUCUGCUGCUCUUAUGGAAAAGAUCGAUGGUAUACUGGACCGCGUAUUGGAACUCUCGUUCCAUUUGAAUCCCACGUCGCGCAUCCACACUACCAUGACGUGGGCUGCGCGCGUUGCAGGCUCAGUGUGCCGAAAGAAAAACCAUCGUGCCAUGAUGAUGAGCCAAAUGAAAGUUGGGCCCUCCAACAAGCCCAGAGCAAGGCGCACAGAGUCUUUCCUGGGCUAUCUGUGGGCCGAGAUGGAUAAAGAUGAAUCCGUGUACGGCCCUCAUGGCAUAGAAUUCAUCAUGCGAAGCCGGAAUACCAAUCUCGGCUGUGCUUGA
Exserohilum turcica Et28A is the source of this 1554-nucleotide messenger RNA. RefSeq lists its product as uncharacterized. NCBI's taxonomy places the organism in Eukaryota, Fungi, Ascomycota, Dothideomycetes, Pleosporales, Pleosporaceae. Gene Ontology annotation, cellular component: nucleus. The record is from RefSeq and is a predicted model, not a curated record. The transcript has 3 exons. Bases 1 to 1554 code for a protein of 517 amino acids. Gene Ontology annotation, biological process: positive regulation of transcription by RNA polymerase II. Gene Ontology annotation, molecular function: transcription cis-regulatory region binding; DNA-binding transcription factor activity, RNA polymerase II-specific; zinc ion binding.